AGGCGCGGGCCGAGGGCGGGCUGAAGCAGCUGAGGCGGUAGCGGCUGCGGCGGCUCGGACAGAGGGGCGGGAGCUGAGGUGGGAGCGGACGGGCUGGUGGGCGAGCAAGAGGCGGCGGAAUGGUGGACUACCACGCGGCGAACCAGUCUUACCAAUACGGCCCCAGCAGCGGGGGCAAUGGCGCCGGCGGCGGGGGUAGCAUGGGCGACUACAUGGCCCAGGAAGACGACUGGGACCGGGACCUGCUGCUGGACCCGGCCUGGGAGAAGCAGCAGCGCAAGACCUUCACAGCAUGGUGCAACUCCCACCUGCGGAAGGCAGGCACACAGAUCGAGAACAUCGACGAGGACUUCCGCGACGGACUCAAGCUCAUGCUGCUCCUGGAGGUCAUUUCAGGGGAGCGAUUGCCUAAGCCGGAGCGGGGAAAGAUGAGAGUGCACAAAAUCAACAAUGUGAACAAAGCGCUGGACUUUAUCGCCAGCAAAGGAGUCAAGCUGGUCUCCAUCGGAGCGGAAGAGAUUGUGGACGGCAAUGCGAAGAUGACGCUGGGCAUGAUCUGGACGAUCAUUCUCAGGUUCGCCAUCCAGGACAUCUCCGUGGAAGAGACUUCUGCAAAGGAAGGGCUCCUUCUCUGGUGCCAGAGGAAGACAGCUCCGUACAAGAAUGUCAACGUGCAGAACUUCCACAUCAGUUGGAAGGAUGGUCUUGCCUUCAACGCCCUGAUCCACCGGCAUAGACCAGAGCUGAUUGAGUAUGACAAGCUGAGAAAGGACGACCCUGUCACCAACCUGAACAAUGCCUUUGAAGUGGCUGAGAAGUACCUCGAUAUCCCCAAGAUGUUGGAUGCAGAGGACAUCGUGAACACGGCCCGGCCCGACGAGAAGGCCAUUAUGACCUAUGUGUCCAGCUUCUACCAUGCCUUUUCGGGAGCGCAGAAGGCUGAGACUGCUGCCAACCGGAUCUGCAAGGUUUUGGCUGUCAAUCAGGAGAAUGAACACCUGAUGGAAGAUUAUGAGAGGCUGGCCAGCGAUCUCCUAGAGUGGAUCCGGCGCACCAUCCCCUGGCUGGAGGACCGUGUGCCCCAGAAGACCAUCCAGGAAAUGCAGCAGAAGCUGGAGGACUUCCGUGACUACCGGCGCGUCCACAAGCCGCCCAAGGUGCAGGAGAAGUGCCAGCUGGAGAUCAACUUCAACACACUGCAGACCAAGCUGCGCCUCAGCAACCGGCCCGCCUUCAUGCCCUCCGAGGGCCGCAUGGUCUCGGACAUCAACAAUGGCUGGCAGCACCUGGAGCAGGCUGAGAAGGGUUAUGAGGAGUGGCUGCUGAAUGAGAUUCGCAGGCUGGAGCGUCUUGAUCACCUGGCGGAGAAGUUCCGGCAGAAGGCCUCCAUCCAUGAGGCCUGGACUGACGGGAAAGAAGCCAUGCUGAAGCACCGGGACUACGAGACAGCCACCCUGUCAGACAUCAAAGCCCUAAUCCGUAAGCAUGAGGCUUUUGAGAGUGACCUGGCUGCACACCAGGACCGCGUGGAGCAGAUAGCGGCCAUCGCCCAGGAGCUCAAUGAGCUGGAUUACUACGACUCCCACAACGUUAACACACGGUGCCAGAAGAUCUGCGACCAGUGGGAUGACCUGGGCUCUCUGACGCACAGUCGCAGAGAGGCCUUGGAGAAAACGGAGAAGCAGCUGGAGACCAUCGAUCAGCUGCACCUGGAGUACGCCAAGCGGGCGGCCCCCUUCAACAACUGGAUGGAGAGUGCCAUGGAGGACCUGCAGGACAUGUUCAUCGUCCACACCAUUGAGGAGAUCGAGGGCCUGAUCUCAGCCCAUGACCAGUUCAAGUCGACCCUGCCGGAUGCCGACAAGGAGCGGGAAGCCAUCUUGGCCAUACACAAGGAGGCCCAACGGAUCGCUGAAAGCAACCACAUAAAGUUGUCAGGCAGCAACCCCUAUACCACCGUCACCCCCCAGAUCAUCAACUCCAAGUGGGAGAAGGUGCAGCAGCUAGUGCCAAAGCGGGACCACGCCCUCCUGGAGGAGCAGACCAAGCAGCAGUCCAACGAGCACCUCCGCCGUCAGUUCGCCAGCCAGGCCAACAUCAUGGGGCCCUGGAUCCAGACCAAGAUGGAGGAAAUCGGACGCAUCUCCAUUGAGAUGAAUGGCACCCUGGAGGACCAGCUGAACCACCUCAAGCAGUACGAGCGCAGCAUCGUGGACUACAAGCCUAACCAGGACCUGCUGGAGCAGCAGCACCAGCUCAUCCAGGAGGCGCUCAUCUUCGACAACAAGCACACCAACUAUACCAUGGAGCACCUCCGUGUGGGCUGGGAGCAGCUGCUCACCACCAUCGCCCGCACCAUCAAUGAGGUGGAGAACCAGAUCCUCACCCGCGAUGCCAAGGGCAUCAGCCAGGAGCAAAUGCAGGAGUUCCGUGCAUCCUUCAACCACUUCGACAAGGACCAUGGCGGGGCGCUGGGGCCCGAGGAGUUCAAGGCCUGUCUCAUCAGCCUGGGCUACGACGUGGAGAAUGACCGUCAGGGCGAUGCCGAGUUCAACCGCAUCAUGAGCGUGGUUGACCCCAACCACAGUGGCCUUGUGACCUUCCAAGCCUUCAUUGACUUCAUGUCCAGAGAGACCACGGACACAGACACAGCUGACCAGGUCAUCGCCUCCUUCAAGGUCCUGGCAGGGGACAAGAACUUCAUCACAGCUGAGGAGCUGCGGCGAGAGCUCCCCCCCGACCAGGCCGAGUACUGCAUCGCCCGCAUGGCGCCCUACCAGGGCCCCGACGCUGUGCCCGGUGCCCUUGACUACAAGUCCUUCUCCACGGCUCUGUAUGGCGAGAGCGACCUGUGAGGCCCC
Messenger RNA from Orycteropus afer afer, 2861 nucleotides. RefSeq names its product actinin alpha 4 (gene ACTN4). Gene Ontology annotation, cellular component: cell junction; Z disc; cell projection. Gene Ontology annotation, biological process: muscle cell development; actin cytoskeleton organization. Gene Ontology annotation, molecular function: actin filament binding; calcium ion binding. NCBI's taxonomy places the organism in Eukaryota, Metazoa, Chordata, Mammalia, Tubulidentata, Orycteropodidae. The record is from RefSeq and is a predicted model, not a curated record.